This is a messenger RNA of Odobenus rosmarus divergens (Pacific walrus), 1363 nucleotides long. Its product is annotated as archaemetzincin-2-like. Lineage: Eukaryota; Metazoa; Chordata; Mammalia; Carnivora; Odobenidae. Gene Ontology annotation, molecular function: metallopeptidase activity. The record is from RefSeq and is a predicted model, not a curated record. The transcript has a single exon. The coding region runs from base 230 to 1312 and encodes 360 amino acids. Gene Ontology annotation, biological process: proteolysis.
GCGGUGGUGCGUGGCGUUGCGCCGGCGGGGGACGGGGGGGCCGCGGGUGAAGGCGCCCCGCACAGCACUUUCCCGACCAGGCCCAGGCAUGCCGGUCCUUGUAAGGCAAAAACUUCGAUGGGAGCCUACCUCCCUAAAGCCUCGUGGUGGACCAGCUGUUUGACGCAUUUAGAAGAAAGAAUGACACCCCUACAGAGGAACAUGAUGUGAAUGGAAGAGACCUGUCAUUAUGCAAACAGUACAGCACUCUGAACAGACUCUCAAAACAGCUCUCAUCUCAAAGAACCCAACGCUUGUGUCACAGUAUGAGCAGUUAGAUGCUGGCGAACGGCGUUUGCUGAACAAAGCCUUCAAGCCAGACAGUGAUCUGUUUGGACCCAUUAGCUUGCAUUCGGAAUCAGACUGGAUCAUCUCCCAUCCCGAGCCUCCCCAGGACUUCGAACAGUUUUUCAGUGAUCCUUCUAGAAAGGCACCGUCUCCAGAGAAGCGCAGUAUUUAUAUACAAUGCAUUGGAUCUCUAGGAAACACCAGAAUUAUCAGUGAAGAAUAUAUUAAGUGGCUCAAGGGCUACUGUGAAGCAUUUUUCUAUGGCUUGACGGUGAAACUCUUAGAACCGGUUCCUGUCUCUGUAACGAGGUGUUCCUUUAGAAUCAAUGAUAACACACAAAACCUACAAAUUCAUGCAGGGCACAUCCUGAGGUUCCUAAAAAAGAAGAAACCUAAAGAUGCCUUCUGUAUUGUGGGAAUAACAAUGAUUUAUCUUUACCCACGAGACUCCUGGAAUUUUGUCUUUGGACAGGCCUCUUUGACAGAUGGUGUGGGGAUAUUCAGCUUUGCCAGAUAUGGUAGUGAUUUUUACAGUUCAUGCUAUGAAGGCAAAGUGAACAAGCUGCAGAAAGUAUCUUCAAGCGACUAUUCCGUUUUUGAUAACUAUUAUAUUCCUGAAGUGACCAGUGUUUUGCUGCUUCGUUCCUGUAAGACUUUAACCCAUGAGAUCGGACACAUAUUUGGACUUCGACACUGCCAGUGGCUUGCAUGCCUCAUGCAGGGCUCCAACCACUUGGAAGAGGCUGACCGGCGCCCCCUCAACCUUUGCCCUAUCUGUUUACGCAAGCUGCGGUGCGCUGUUGGCUUCAACAUAAUAGAGAGAUACCAAGCACUGGUGAAGUGGAUUGAUGAUGAGUCUGCUGACAUCCCUGGAGUCAGCACGGAACACAGUCGGGAAGAUAAUGUGAAUUUACCAAAACCUGUGGAAGCCUUUAAGGAAUGGAAAGAGUGGAUAAUAAGAUGCCUUGCUGUUGUCCAAAAAUAAGGACCUUCACAUAGGAGUAAUUACAAUAAACACCUUGCAUAUUAUGCUUUC